UUAAAAAAACAUGAUUAACAAUCAUUAAAUUGAAGUUUCCUCUUUUCAAAAACAAAUAAGUUAAAAUGACCAAUAAGACCAAAAUCAACAAAACCAAAUCCCCCAAAACGUUUAUAAAUAAUGUGUAAAAAAAAUACAAGAAAUUUUAAACUAUGAAAAACAACACUCAUUAAAAAAAUAUGAUGAAAAUAAUAAAAAAAUAGAACAAAUGAGGUUAGAUGUUGCAUAAAAUUUCGAAAUAACCGACGAUGAACUUGACUAAGAUAUUCUAAAUGAAAAAUAAGCAGAAAAUAAAGCCUAAAUUUAAAAAAGAAUAUAAACUAUUAACUCAGAAGAAUAAUUGCUAAAUAAAAAUACAAUUAUAAAAGCUUUUCAAAAUAUUGAAAAUCAGACUUUUUUAUCUAAUAGAAAGCAAGAAUUUUUGGAAUCAAAGCGAUUUUUUUUAAAAAACAAAAAAAAGUAAAAAAAUAAAAAUACAUAAAAUAUAUAAAAAAAAAGAAACUUAUUUAAAUAAUUCUAAAAAAAUAUACAAUAAAUAAACUAAAUAAAUGAAGAAGAUUAAAAUAUAGAAGAAUAUAUCUAAAACUAAACAAUAUUUAAAGAAAUUCAAAAAACACAAUAAACAAAAAACUCAAAAAGAAUAGAAAAAAUACUAACAAAAUUAACAGAAUUAAUAGAAUUUCCUCAAGAUUAAAAUAUAAUAGAAAGCUAACUUUUAAAAAAAUAUAAAAUUUCGCAUAAAGACCAAUAACUAUUGCAUUAAAAAAAUAUUGUAGGUUUUACGACAUUAGAUUUUACUAAAAUUAAAAAAUAUCGAUUUAAUGCAUUAAACCUACCAUUUUGUGGCAGUAAUUAUAAUGAGGCUAAACGUGUAAUAGUUCCAUAAUAUCAUGCAAUACAUGGAGACACAACCGAUCCUUUUAACCGAUUGUUUACUCGACCUGUUGUAUUCAGAAACAAACAACAAUAAAAUUCAAAUUAACAACAAUAAGGUUAAUAAUAACCUUUAAACUUGAAAUUAAAAAGGACUAAUGCUGAAUUAUAUUCAGCUAUGCCCCCUUCAGAUGCCACAUCUUCUCCAUUGAAACUAAAACUAAAUCAAAUAAAUGAAUAUUAUCAAGACUGGGACGAGAUAAUGUCUAAAAGAAACAAGGAAAACGACGAUUCUAAGGAAAAAAAGCUUGAAAAAUUAAACCGUAUGAACUCUUAGGAAAAGAGCAAAUACACUAAAGCUUUAUUAAAAAAAGCUUGGGGCAAUGUAGUCAAAAACGUAUUAAAAAUAUACAGAUUUGCUUAAUAAACAAGGUAAGAAAACGAGAUGAACUGCCGAAAAUACGCAAUUUUAUGUUCAAAAGAAGUCCGUAAAAAAUAUUCGAAAAGCUAAAGAGCAUAAAAAGACUGGGCUCUAAGAAAAAUUGAUGAAAACGAAGCCGUUUAAUAGGUAGCUUCCUUAAUUAAUUAACAUAGAAACGAACUUAUUAAAUUUGAUAGAAAUACAGAUUUAGAAAGAUAAUUAUCGGCUCAAAAAUUAGAUUUCUCAUAAGUAGAAGCUGAAACAUAAAAUAGUAUAGUUUAGCCACCUCCUUUAUUUUAAGGAACACUUAAAGAAUAUUAACUUAAAGGUCUUAGAUGGUUAGAUAAUUUAUAUGAAUAAGGUAUUAAUGGUAUAUUAGCAGAUGAAAUGGGUUUAGGAAAAACUAUAUAAGCAAUAGCUUUAAUAACACAUAUUGUUAAUUCAAAAAAUAUAUGGGGGCCAUUUUUAGUUAUUGCACCAUCAUCUACUUUAUAUAAUUGGUAGUAAGAAUUAAAGAAAUUUUUCCCUUAAUUAAAAGUUCUUCCGUAUUGGGGAAGUUUAAAAUAAAGAAAAACUAUAAGAACGUAUUUUUCUUCACAUCAUUUAGGUUGUAAAAGUUCACCUUUCCAUUUAGUUAUAACAUCUUAUUAACUAGUAGUUUCUGACGAAAAGACUUUCCACAGAAUAAAAUGGUAAUAUAUGAUAUUAGAUGAAGCUUAGGCUAUUAAAAAUAUUAAUUCUUAAAGAUGGAAAACAUUACUUUCAUUUAAUUCUAGAAAUAAACUACUUCUAACAGGUACUCCUAUAUAAAAUACAAUGGCUGAACUAUGGGCUUUACUACAUUUUAUAAUGCCUAAACUAUUUGAUUCACAUGAUUAAUUUUAAGAAUGGUUUUCUAAAGACAUAGAAGCCUCCAGUUAGGAUAAAUAACAAUUAAAUUAACACUAAUUAUAACGUUUGCAUGCUAUUUUGAAACCUUUUAUGCUCCGAAGAAUAAAAAAAGACGUCGAACAUGAAAUUGGUGCAAAAACAGAGUACUAAAUAAUGUGUACUAUGACCAAAAGGCAAUAAUGUUUCUAUGAGUCUAUUAGAUAGAAAUUAUCUUUAAAAGAUUUCUUUAAAAUAUUUGAAUCGAAACAAAAAGUUGAUAAUUUAAUGAAUUUAGUAAUGCAAUUUAGAAAAGUAUGUAAUCAUCCUGAAUUAUUUGAAAGAAGAAGUUCCCGAAGUCCGUUUAUAUUCUAAAAUAUAUAUUUUUAUACAGGCCAUUUACCUCCAAAGCCUGGUUAAAUAAAAAUGAUAUAUUCAAACAUUCAUAACCCUAUAAUAUAUUAAAUUCCAAAACUAUACUAUGAUGAAGUUUUAUGCUAAGAGAAUUUCUAUACUUUUAUAUAAAGGAAAUUUUAAUUAUUUUCAACAUAAUACAUCUAAUAGGAUAUUUUUAAAGGAAAUUCAUUUUUUUCAUUUAUAAGAUUACUUGAUUUACCUCUUAAUAUAAUGGAAAUAUACUCUCGAGCAGAUUCUUUAUACUUAAAUAUUAUUUUAUUACAUUUUCUUUCCAAAAUUUAAUAAAAAUACCAAUAUUACGCAUCAAAAGAUGAAAAGUUUCCAUCUAAAAAUUUAUGGUGGUCCAAAAAUAUACUUGAAGACAAAGUAAAUCAAGAUAUAUAUAUAUAUAUAUAUAUAUAUAUAUAUAUAUAUAUAAUUUAUAUAUAAAUAUAUAUAUACAUAUAUAUAAAAAUUUAUUAAUAAAUAAAAAAGCUUUUAUAAGUUCUUAAAAGAAACGGACAUAGAGUUUUAAUAUUUUGUUAAAUGACAAGAAUGAUAGAUAUUCUAGAAGAUUUUAUGACCCGAAAAAAAUACAAAUAUUUCCGUCUAGAUGGUUCAUGUAAUAUAUCAGAUAGACGUGAUAUGGUAAAUGAAUUUUAAUAAAAUGAUUAAACUUUCGUUUUCUUAUUAAGUACAAGAGCAGGUGGUUUGGGAGUUACUCUUACAGCUGCUGAUGUAGUUAUUUUUUACGAUAAUGAUUGGAAUCCUACUAUGGAUGCAUAGGCUAUGGACAGAGCACAUAGAAUAGGUUAAACUAAGGAAGUUUAAGUUUAUAGACUUAUUAUGAAAGGAACUAUUGAGGAAAGAAUUUUAAAAAGAGCUUAGUAGAAAUAAAUGGUUUAGUCUACAGUUUAUUCUGGUGGAGCUUUUAAAGCUGAUAUUUGGAAACCAAAAGAGGUUAUGGAAAUGCUUUUAGAUGAAAACGAAAUAAAUGAAACUUAAAUGUUUAUGCCUAAAAGAUAGAAAAAUGGAAUAAAUUAGAAAAUGAUUAUUUAAAAGAAAUAAUAAAUGUAAAAAGAAAAAAAUCUCAAAAAUGAAGAUGGAAACGAAAAUAUGGAUAUUGAAAAUGAUAAUGUGGAUGAUAUUGCUAUUAAUUUUGAAAAUAUGGAUGAUGGAGAAGAUAGAAAUGAAGACGCUUAAGAAAGUGGAGAUAUUUGA
Molecule: messenger RNA, 3778 nt
Organism: Ichthyophthirius multifiliis
Lineage: Eukaryota; Ciliophora; Oligohymenophorea; Hymenostomatida
Exons: 11
Biological process (GO): DNA repair
Cellular component (GO): Ino80 complex
Molecular function (GO): histone binding; DNA binding; ATP binding
Source: RefSeq, a predicted model, not a curated record